GGGCUGCUGCUGCUGCUGCUGCUGGUUGCUCGGCGCUCCCUGGCGCCCUCCUCCUCCUCCUCCUCCUCCAUGCAGUCCUCCUGGUUGCCGUCGUCCAUGCGGGGCAAGACGGUGGUCAUCACGGGCGCCAACAGCGGCAUCGGCCUGGCCACGGCGGGCCAGCUGCUGCGCCGAGGGGCGCGCGUCAUCCUGGCCUGCAGGCACCCAGACCGGGCCCUGCAGGCGGCCCAUGCCCUCCGACCCCACCUCCCGACCCCUGAUCCCAAUCCCCAUCCCGAUCCCGAUCCCCAUCCCGAUCCCCAUCCCGACCUGCUGGUCCUCAGGGAGCUCGACCUGUCCUCGCUGGCCUCCGUGCGCCGCUUCUGCCAACACCUGCUGCAGGAAGAGCCCCGCCUGGAUGUCUUGAUCAACAACGCCGGGAUUUUUCAGUGUCCUUAUAUGAAGACGGAGGAUGGUUUUGAGAUGCAGUUUGGUGUCAACCAUCUGGGGCACUUCUUACUCACCAAUCUCCUUCUGGAUCUUCUCAAAAGCUCCGCUCCAAGCAGGAUCAUCGUCGUUUCUUCCAAGCUUUACAAAUACGGAGACAUCAACUUUGAAGAUUUGAACAGUGAGAUAAACUACAAUAAAAGUUUUGCAUAUAGUCGCAGCAAGCUGGCUAACAUCCUGUUCACCAGGGAACUAGCUCGCCGCUUAGAAGGCACAGGGGUCACGGCAAACGUGCUGCAUCCCGGUAUUGUCCGUACCAAUCUCGGCAGGUACAUAGAAAUCCCUUUAUUGGUCAAACCCCUCUUCAACCUAGUGUCCUGGGCUUUUUUUAAAACUCCACUCGAAGGCGCCCAGACAUCUAUUUAUCUGGCCUCUUCUCCCGAGGUAGAGGGGGUGUCGGGCAGGUAUUUUGGAGAUUGCAAAGAGGAAGAGCUGCUUCCAAAAGCCACGGAUGACGCCGUUGCAAGAAAACUUUGGGAUAUCAGCGAAGUGAUGGUCGGCAUAGUAAAAUAAAGACCAGAGGACAGGAGAGAAGAGACGCAUCCAGUUAGCUUUCGGUAACCCUUCUGUCCAAGUGCCAUGACAAAAGGAUGCAUCAGUCGCUGGAAGACUUGAGAAACGCGUGUCCGUUAUUUUAUUUAAAUGUAGAUAGUUCCCUUAUUUUGACGAUUGUUAUCAGACUUACUAUGCUCUAUUUUGAACUUUAAGGAUCCCCGUUUGAGUGAUGACAAAAUAGCAUGUAUAAGGCAAAAUAAAAUGACUCUUUUUGCCUA
This is a messenger RNA of Tachyglossus aculeatus (Australian echidna), 1259 nucleotides long. It is a transcript of the gene RDH14, whose product is annotated as retinol dehydrogenase 14. The record is from RefSeq and is a predicted model, not a curated record. The transcript is spliced from 2 exons. The coding region runs from base 70 to 999 and encodes 309 amino acids. NCBI's taxonomy places the organism in Eukaryota, Metazoa, Chordata, Mammalia, Monotremata, Tachyglossidae.